Molecule: messenger RNA, 2214 nt
Organism: Paramormyrops kingsleyae
Lineage: Eukaryota; Metazoa; Chordata; Actinopteri; Osteoglossiformes; Mormyridae
Gene: rfk
Product: riboflavin kinase
Biological process (GO): FMN biosynthetic process; riboflavin biosynthetic process
Cellular component (GO): mitochondrion
Molecular function (GO): riboflavin kinase activity
Source: RefSeq, a predicted model, not a curated record
UCAUCACUAUACGGCGCUGUAGGAACAGAGAACAUGCUAUUCUUGUAAGUUGAACUCUGUAGUAGCGCAACCGGAAGUAGAUGUCAAGCAAUAGGUGUAUGUGAGGUUAGUGGUUAGAGAUCGACUUUUGAGUGAAGUCCCAGAAGGUGAAUAUGAUGAGGAGUCUCCCAUAUUUCUGUCGUGGGGAAGUUGUUCGAGGGUUUGGACGAGGGAGCAAGGAGCUGGGAAUACCCACAGCAAAUUUCCCUGCUUCUGUGGUGGAACAUCUCCCAGCAGACAUCAGCACUGGUAUCUACUAUGGCUGGGCCAGCCUCGGGAAUGGGGAUGUGCAUAAGAUGGUCAUGAGCAUUGGCUGGAACCCUUACUUCAAGAACACCAAAAAAUCCAUGGAAACACAUGUGAUUCACAAAUUUAAGGAGGAUUUCUAUGGAGCCACCCUGAGCGUUGUUUUGGUUGGCUACAUUCGUCCAGAGAAGAAUUAUCAAUCCCUUGAUGCACUGAUAGCAGCAAUCAAAAGUGACAUUGAGGAGGCUGAGCGGAGGCUGGACCUGCCAGAUCACCAGAAGUUAAAGCAGGACAACUUCUUCAGGGAAUGCGCCAACCCCGUCGUCAACGGCCACUGACAGGAGGCCAAGGGACCGUGGAGCAUGACGCAGUCGUCACCCCUUUGUUUGUCUGCCUCCUGCUCUUAGCCUUUCUGGGUAAAACGAUUGACUACAAGCAUUUUUGACCUGUUUUACUUGUCAUUCAUGGCUGGUUCACACUGCAAUAUCAGAAGCCACUGUGAGUGCAUCCAGACCUCUUUGUUCCUUGGCCUGUCUCGUUACUCUUAUGUAUGUCGUCAUGGUACGAUAAUCUUCUCACCCUUUACUGUACCACCCCAGUACUGUAGGUGAAAGGCCACCCCAUUCCUCCUGAGCAUUCGUUGUAACCUGCCGCUGUACUCAGCGCAAUGACUGCCGCGGGCUUGUCCAGGACCGAUAAGGUGAAGACCUCAGGAUCAAAAUGACACCCCCUGUACCCCAGCCUGAUGUCAGGAGUGAGGGGGUCGGCGUCAUGCUCAGAGUCCUAGGACUGCUUUGUCUGUGGGGCUGGUUAAGUGCUGGAAGUACUGGGAAAUAUUUGCCUUUGGCUUGUUGGCCAGUAUCUACCUAUGUGCCACCGUGCACAUGUUUCAAUUCCCAAUUCUAAAUCCCUGCUAUUUUUUCAAUAGCCUGCUUUUGACACUGGUCUUUCUGUCACAUGGUGGUCGAAUGCAGAUUAGCUCCAGCAGAGAAACAUCCCUGCUCUUCCGCUGCAUUUUAACUCCGAAUAGAUUUUUCUUCUCAAUGGGAAAGCUCAAAAAGUCCAGUGCUCUGAAAAGUCAGAAAUAGCUUUCAUGCAGACUCAUCACUUCCCCUGAGAGUAGAAACGCACACAAUCGACUGUAAGAGAAGACAGGAGACCUUUGCUCACGGAGGGGGUGUUUACAAAGAGCAGAAUGGAAGAAGAGGGCAGGACUCAAGUUUUUUUAUAUUUCCAUUUUAUUCCCAUUUUAUCGUGGGAUGUGUACGUUUUUAUUUAUUUGCUUUGAAGAAAUAUCUGUAAUUCUACUGUGCAGAAGUGUGCAACAGAUAGUGGGAAUGAAUGGCUCACGGUUUGAAUCAUAUGUAUAAUAUAUGAUCUGGAUUAACUAGAUUUUACUUUAAAUUCUGUAUCAGGGCAUAACUAUAUGAAAAUCUGUCAGUUUUGAGGUUAUCAUACUUUGAGAAGAUGAGAUAUCGAAAUGUAAAAGAUUAACUCAUAUUGAAUUGUGCAAUGUGGCAGGAGGACCUUGAAACACAGCAUGAAAAUUGGCAUGCGAGUUUUUCAAAUUUCCUCUCCAGCUAACAGACCCCCUAGCCUGAAUUAAGGGAACAGCCUUUUAUUUUUAGAUAAUCUAGAGGCAACUUGAACAGAAAGUACAUUUUAGCAUAUUCUUCUUGGCUUAUAUAUGUAACAUGCAGAGGUGACAGAGGGCAGUUGUUGCUGUUCAGGCUAUGUAGUAGCUACACUUUAGUCAGGCUCUGCUUCCACAUCUUAGGUCUGUCGUGCAAAUCAGACACUGUUAUCUGGAAUUUGUCUGUAACUGCUAUGACAUUACAUACAAAAUUGUUCCUCAAGCAAAAGUACUGUACUCAGCUGUGUAAAGAAAUUGUCUACUAAAAAUAAAACAUUUAAUGAAUGCACCUGCAA